This is a messenger RNA of Lottia gigantea (owl limpet), 339 nucleotides long. RefSeq lists its product as hypothetical. The record is from RefSeq and is a predicted model, not a curated record. NCBI's taxonomy places the organism in Eukaryota, Metazoa, Mollusca, Gastropoda, Lottiidae. Gene Ontology annotation, cellular component: mitochondrion. The transcript is spliced from 6 exons. The coding region runs from base 1 to 339 and encodes 112 amino acids.
AUGAUGUCAGUUGGACAGAAUGAGAAACCAGUAGAAACUUCCAUUAGAAAUAAAUUAUCUGAAAUAUUUAAGCCAUCCUAUUUAGAAGUUAAUAAUGAAAGUUAUAUGCAUAGUGUGCCAAAGGGGUCUGAAACUCAUUUUAAGGUAGUGGUAGUGUCUGACAAAUUUGAAAAUCUUCCUUUAAUUAAGAGGCACAGGUUAGUAAAUGAAACAUUAAAAGAAGAAUUAGAUUCUGGAGUUCAUGCCUUAUCAAUGGUGACUAAAACAUUAAAACAGUGGGAAGAUUCUGGACAGAAAGUUGGAAAAUCCCCACCUUGUAUGGGAGGUGCUGGCUUAUAG